Kogia breviceps (pygmy sperm whale) is the source of this 2606-nucleotide messenger RNA. RefSeq names its product IKAROS family zinc finger 5 (gene IKZF5). Lineage: Eukaryota; Metazoa; Chordata; Mammalia; Artiodactyla; Physeteridae. The record is from RefSeq and is a predicted model, not a curated record. Gene Ontology annotation, biological process: regulation of transcription by RNA polymerase II. Gene Ontology annotation, molecular function: DNA-binding transcription factor activity; RNA polymerase II cis-regulatory region sequence-specific DNA binding.
AGGCCGUGGGGCGGUAAGAGAACAGGAGACACAACAAACAUGGCGGCGGUGACGAAGACGGCGGGGGCGACGGCAACAGCAGCGGCGUUGAACAAGGCGGUAGGGGUUACUCGGUGCGGCUGUCAGGAGACCUCUGUAUGGCUUUUCAAUUUUAGUUGAAAUUCGCUCCAUGGCCUUUUGGAGUCCUUUGGUGUAUCUCCAGAGUAAAUUUCGAUUACUCUACAUUUCAUCCAUGUUGGAGUGGCAAGAAAAAGGAGGAACUGAUUUGGGGUGAAAAGGUAUAAGGAACUGUAAACUUUAAAAAAAAAAAAAAAAGAAAAGAAAAGAAAAUCAAAAAACAAAGAUGGGUGAAAAGAAACCAGAGCCUUUGGACUUCGUGAAAGAUUUCCAGGAAUACCUGACUCAGCAGACCCAUCAUGUCAACAUGAUUUCUGGAUCAGUUAGUGGGGACAAAGAAGCAGAGGCUCUUCAGGGAGCUGGAACAGAUGGUGAUCAAAAUGGACUUGAUCACCCAUCUGUUGAAGUUUCCCUGGAUGAAAACUCAGGAAUGUUAGUAGACGGGUUUGAAAGGACCUUUGAUGGGAAGCUCAAGUGUCGGUACUGCAACUACGCCAGCAAAGGCACCGCACGGCUCAUUGAACACAUUAGAAUCCACACAGGUGAGAAACCUCAUAGAUGUCACUUAUGUCCAUUUGCAUCUGCUUAUGAGCGUCAUCUGGAAGCCCAUAUGCGUUCCCAUACAGGAGAAAAACCAUAUAAAUGUGAAUUGUGUUCCUUCCGCUGCAGUGAUCGAAGUAACCUGUCCCAUCAUCGAAGGCGCAAGCAUAAAAUGGUACCAAUUAAAGGUACUAGGUCUUCCUUAAGCAGCAAGAAGAUGUGGGGGGUUUUACAGAAGAAAACAAGCAAUCUGGGCUAUAGCAGACGAGCGCUAAUCAACUUAAGCCCACCUUCCAUGGUGGUUCAGAAGCCAGACUACCUUAAUGACUUUACCCAUGAAAUCCCGAAUAUCCAGACUGACUCCUAUGAAAGUAUGGCAAAAACCACACCAGCUGGUGGCCUGCCAAGGGACCCCCAAGAACUCAUGGUUGACAACCCUUUAAACCAGCUGUCAACUCUAGCAGGACAGUUGUCCAGUUUGCCACCUGAAAACCAAAACCCCGCAUCCCCUGAUGUAGUUCCCUGCCCUGAUGAGAAGCCUUUCAUGAUGCAGCAGCCCUCUGCCCAAGCUGUAGUUUCUGCCGUGUCGGCCAGUAUUCCUCAGAGCUCCUCUCCCACUAGCCCUGAAGCUCGGCCAUCACAUAGUCAGAGGAACUAUAGUCCGGUGGCAGGUCCGAGCAGUGAACCAAGUGCUCACACGAGUACUCCCAGCAUGGGAAACAGCCAGCCAAGCACUCCAGCUCCGACCCUGCCGGUCCAGGACCCUCAGCUUCUGCACCACUGCCAGCACUGUGACAUGUACUUUGCCGACAAUAUCCUUUACACUAUUCAUAUGGGAUGUCAUGGGUAUGAAAAUCCUUUUCAGUGUAACAUAUGUGGAUGCAAAUGUAAAAACAAGUAUGAUUUUGCCUGUCAUUUUGCAAGAGGGCAACAUAACCAACACUGAUGGAAAACAAUCACGUUAUGCUUUACUUGGUUUGCCUUUUUGUGUUUUGUAGUUUACUGUUGUUUUCUGCAGGGGAGGGGUGGGGGGUGUCGUCCCUAUUAAGGUGUUUGCUAAUUUAAAGUCUAUACAUACAGAGUAUAAAUUUGACAGUGGAAACAAAAUUGUUUUCUUUUUCCAUAAAAACCUCAUCAGGGUCAUUUAUGUAUUAGAACAGUUGGACACGUUGGUGUCUUUUUUUCUUUCAUUUAGACAUUUGAGAAUUGGAGUGCAAUGAUAAUCUUACAAGUGGUCAUUUAACUUUCUCACGUUUAUGGUCCAUAAAAACUUCAAGGCCGAUAGAUAGCCUUGGUAUUUCAACAUCUACGCUAUGUUAUUUCUGCUAUAAUUUCAAAAUGGUAAAUUACUUUCUCUUACAAAGUCUGUUACAACUUAUUUCAAUGUUUAGUGGAGGAAUUGCCUUUAAAAUUGCCGUUAAUUGAAAAUUAUUUAGUUAACGUAGCUUAGUUGAAUCAGUAGUUUAAUUUCAACUGAUAAUAGUAAAGCAAUUUCAGUGUAGUAAAUCUUUCUUUUUUCCACAAGGGAAAAUAUAAAACAUUUAAUUCUUUUAAAAUUAAAGUUAUAAAAAUAUGAGGUAAAAGUUCUGAAAAGAAAUGACACUUUAAGACUUUAAAUUGAAAAUGGAGUUUAAUAUUUAAAAUACCUGCCUAUUCAACUUGUAGUUUAAACACACAGCAAUUUUCCAUUGUAUCUUUUUUAUUAUACUUGUAACUUAUUUUAAAAACUACAGGUAAAUACAUGAGAACGCUAGAAAUAUCAGAGGAUUAUCUGUGAAGAUGCCUUUUUUCCUUUUAAUCUGAACUGUUCAUUUAACUCUUCAUUCUGAUGUUACACGUGAGGUUGGUAACUAUACUGAGAAUCUGUUAUUCCUUCUAUCCCUUUGAUGACCAAAGAGGUACAGUGGAAGUCAUCCAUCUUAUUCCUAGGAAAUGCGGUCCUUCCCCCC